UUCUCUUCCAUGCCCUCGCACAAGAGAAAACAUCAAGACGACAACUCGGACAAUUCUGAUGGAUAUUCAGAAGUACAGCUCUCAGAUGACGAUGUUGAUAUCUCUGCUGCACUAACCGCAAAGAAGCCAAGAGUGGAAGAAGACAGCGAUGAUGAGGGCCUUAAGCAAAUGAUGCUAGAAUCCAUUUCCAAGAGGAACAUCAAAAGUGGUACUGAGAUACUGAAGAAGGCCAAGGGAAAGAAUCUUGUAAAAGGCGAGGUCGGAGGCGGCAGCUUUCAGAGCAUGGGCCUUCAUCCUUCUCUGCUUCGUUCAUUGAAUCUUCAGGGAUUUCGCAUACCAACUCCCAUCCAACGGCUUUCCAUCCCGGCUCUUCUGGCUUCUCCUCCACGCGACCUCGUCGGAAUGGCACGUACAGGAUCCGGAAAAUCGUUGGCGUAUAUGAUUCCCCUCGUACAGCGCCUUGGUGGCCGCCAUUUGACAACUUUUGGAGCUCGUGCACUCAUUCUUCUUCCUACACGAGAACUUGCACUUCAGGUUCUGAAAGUUGGGAAGGAGCUGGCGCGAGGAUGGCAUUCUGGAGAAGGCACCCAUGCUGGGGACAAUAAAGAUACUGCUAGCUCGAAGCACGGCCAGUCUCUUCGGUGGUGCUUGAUUGUAGGUGGAGAAGGGAUGGAUGAACAGUUUGAAAUGAUCACUAAUAAUCCAGACGUAAUAAUCGCGACACCCGGACGGUUACUCCAUCUCAUUGUCGAAAUGAACUUGGAUCUCAAGUCGGUACAAUAUGUCGUCUUUGACGAAGCAGACCGACUGUUUGAAAUGGGAUUCGAAACGGCCCUCAGCGAAAUCCUACAGCGUUUGCCAGCGGCCAGGCAGACACUCCUUUUUUCUGCCACUUUGCCCAAAUCCCUGGUCGAAUUCGCAAAGGCCGGCUUGCAGAACCCAAAGCUCGUCCGGCUCGACGCUGAGAGCAAAAUCAGCUCCGAUUUAAAAAUGGCAUUCUUCUCCGUCAAACACGCUGAAAAAGACGCAUGUUUACUUGAACUUUUGCGCGAUGUUAUCAAAGUACCGUUUGGAACCAUGGGGACAAAAAAUGACACCGAUGCUUCCGACAAGAAACACAGAGGGAAAGGGAAGCGGCCCGGAGCUCAUCAUGUAGAGUAUCUGACUACCUUGCUGACGACUGCAGGAUACUCCGUUUCCCAUAUCUAUGGUUCUCUUGAUCAGGUUGCUCGUAGCUAUCAGAUGGAGCAAUUUCGUCAGGGCCGCACCAGUAUUUUGGUCGUUACCGAUGUCGCGGCUCGAGGAAUUGAUAUUCCUGUGCUCGAAAACGUGGUUAACUACGAUUUCCCCCAGGGCGCCAGAGUUUUUGUGCAUCGAGUGGGUCGAACAGCUCGAGCAGGGCGACAAGGAUGGGCAUGGUCAUUUGUUACAAGUACGGAACUGCCCUACCUUCUGGAUCUACAUUUGUUCCUCGGACGUCCGCUAAGAAGUGAUGUAACGGAAGAUGGGGACCAGGUGUAUACAGAGAAUUUGGUUUUGGGCACCUUCCGGCGAGAGAAGAUCGAUGAAGAUAUGGAAUAUGUCAAAUCCUUGGAGGAUGUUAAUCACUCUCUCCCCUCGUUACGGGAGGUGAUGAAACGAGGUCACGCGAUGUACGAGCGAAGCAAAGGAAAGGCUAGCCCUCCGAGUUACAAACGUGCGAAGGAGAUGUCCAAGGAUCCAAAGUGGAUGCUUGCUGGUUCUGAUAGUGGCGUACACCCAGUACUUCUGAGAGGAUCCAACGCAGCCCAGUUGCGUGCUCAGGAGGAGGCGCGUCAUGCAAUGUUGCGUACGGUGAACUCCUUCCGACCUUCGGAGACGGUUCUCGAGGUAGGUGGAAAGGCUAAUACGGCCAACUCCGCCUUGAUGAAGGAACGGAGGAAGGCUCUACAAAAGUCAGCCCAGAGGGCUUUGGCAUCAACGUCUACAGCUCUGGAGGACGACGAAGAUGACGUCCCGGUGACAAGCACGAAUGUCGAGAUGGCAGAUGAGGAGGAGAUUAUGGCUGUAUUCGAUGCAGCGAAGAAGUCCGGUUAUCGAGAUGAAGAAUUCUACAUGUCUCACUACCAGAAAGAUGCUUCAACAGAGAAAGGAUAUUCACUCACGGACGGCGCUACCUUUGCCGAACAAGCACGGGGCGCUACCUUUGACCUUGCCGGUGAUGAGGGUGUCGCGCAACGAAAACGGAACAACCUCACUUGGGACAAGAAAAAGAAAAAGUUCAUAAAGGGAGAUGGUGUUGGUGCUGACAACGUCAAAAUGGUGAAGACAGAGAGCGGGACGAAGUUGCCGGCAACGUAUCGCAGUGGCCGUUUUGACGAGUGGAAGGCCAAGGCUCGGGUCAAUCUUCCGAGGGUAGGCGAGACUGAGAACGAAACUUCCCGGGCGCCUAGAGGGCAUAAGUUCAAGCACAACAAGGUCGCUACUGUGUCCAAACCCCUUGAUAAGCUGAGCAAGGACUAUGAACGCAAAGUCAGGCAGUUAAAGAAGAAGGCAGAAGGCGACCCAGAGACGACUUCAUCUCGCCUACCACCUGGGAAGAAAGGCAACAAGGUCGGCGGGAGAUUCGCAACCAAGUCGGUUGGUAGAGUGAAAGGUGAACUCAAGAAUGCAGAACAAGUUCGCAAGAAUAGAAAAUUGCUGGAAAAUCGGCGGGCAAAGAAUGGUCGGGGGAGUCAUUCAAAAAAGCAUCGUCGAUGAUGAAGGGCUUUAUACAAUCUAUAAUAU
Molecule: messenger RNA, 2766 nt
Organism: Desarmillaria tabescens
Lineage: Eukaryota; Fungi; Basidiomycota; Agaricomycetes; Agaricales; Physalacriaceae
Product: P-loop containing nucleoside triphosphate hydrolase protein
Exons: 6
Coding region: 10-2739 (909 amino acids)
Cellular component (GO): nucleus
Molecular function (GO): RNA binding; RNA helicase activity; ATP binding
Source: RefSeq, a predicted model, not a curated record